GCGUCUCUUCCGGUCCUGACUGAACCUCGACCUCUCCUUUUCCCUGUGCCGUCAGCCGACCACAACGUGUCGACAAAAUGGCACUUUAUAAUUUCAAGAAGAUUAUGGUGGUUCCCACCGCUAAGGAUUUCAUCGACAUCACUUUAUCCAAAACACAAAGGAAGACGCCCACAGUGAUACACAAACACUACCAGAUCCACAGAAUCCGACAUUUUUACAUGCGAAAGGUGAAGUUCACCCAGCAGAACUACCAUGACCGGCUCACUCAGAUCCUCACUGACUUCCCUAAGCUGGAUGACAUCCAUCCUUUCUACGCUGAUCUCAUGAACGUGUUGUAUGACAAAGACCAUUAUAAGUUGGCGUUGGGGCAGAUAAACAUCGCCAAGAAUCUGAUCGAUAAUGUUGCCAAAGAUUAUGUGCGACUGAUGAAGUAUGGAGACUCUCUGUAUCGGUGUAAACAGCUGAAGAGAGCCGCUCUGGGUCGAAUGUGCACCAUCCUGAAACGACAGAAGUCCAGUCUGGAGUAUCUGGAACAAGUGCGUCAACAUCUGUCCCGUUUGCCGACCAUUGACCCCAACACCAGGACCCUGCUCCUGUGUGGUUACCCUAACGUUGGAAAGUCCAGCUUCAUUAACAAGGUGACCAGAGCAGACGUGGAUGUGCAGCCCUACGCUUUCACCACCAAGUCUCUGUUUGUGGGUCACAUGGACUACAGAUACCUGCGCUGGCAGGUGGUGGACACCCCGGGGAUCCUUGACCACCCUCUGGAGGAGAGGAACACCAUCGAGAUGCAGGCCAUCACAGCUCUAGCUCACCUGCGAGCCGCCGUCCUUUACGUCAUGGACGUCUCUGAGCAGUGUGGUCACACCUUGCAGGAGCAGCUGGAGCUCUUCAACAACAUCCGCCCACUGUUCGCCAACAAGCCUCUCAUCAUCGUUGCCAACAAGUGUGACGUGAAGAAGAUCAGUGAGCUGUCAGAGGAGAACCAGAAAAUCUUUGCGGAUCUUUCUGCUGAAGGAAUCUCUGUGAUCGAGACCAGCACCCUGACCGAGGAGGGCGUCAUGCAGGUGAAAACUGAGGCCUGUGACCGACUCCUCGCCAAUCGAGUCGAGACAAAGAUGAAGGGCAAGAAGGUCCAUGAUGUUUUGAACCGGCUCCACCUGGCCGUGCCGGUCAAAAGAGAUGAGAAGGAGAGACCCCCCUUCAUCCCUGAGGGAGCCCCGAUGCGCAGGAAAGCCAUGGAGGUGGAUGCACCCAAACGAAAACUGGAGAGAGAUUUGGAGAUGGAGCUUGGCGACGACUACAUUCUGGACCUACAGAAAUACUGGGAUCUGAUGAACGAGGAGGAAAAGCAGGAUAAGAUCCCAGAAGUGUGGGAGGGCCACAACAUCGCAGAUUACAUCGAUCCUGACAUCAUGAAGAAACUCGAAGCUCUAGAGAAGGAGGAGGAGCUUAGGGAGCGCGCCGGAGAGUACGACUCAGACGACGAGAGCGAGGACGAAGAGAUGCAGGAGAUCCGUGUUCUGGCCAAGCAGAUCCGGGAGAAGAAGCAGCUCCUGGUCAUGGAGUCACGAGAGAAGGACAUACACGGACCUCGCAUGCCCAGGACUGCUACCAAGGUUGAGAGAAAGAAGCUGGAGAAGGAGAUGGGCAGCCUCGGUCUGGACAUGAACGACAAAGAUGAGAGUCACUAUGCCCAACAAGCCCGGCGGUCCCGAAGCGUCACAAGGAAGCGCAAGCGUGAAGCUUCAGCUCCUCCCACCUCCAAAACCCGCAGCCAGAGCGCCUCCCGCCCGCCGAGAGACCAGUCUGGUUUACGGGAUCCAAAGAUGGUGAAGAAGGCGAAGAAGAUGAUGAAGAACUCCCAGAAAGGAAUGAACCGCCAAGGCAAGAAGGGCGAGUCGGACAGACACGUGUUUGAUCUGAAACCCAAACAUCUGCUGGCCGGGAAGAGGAAGUCUGGCACCACGGAUCGCAGAUAAAACAGCAGAUUUCUGGACUGAUGAGAGAGGAUCUUUUUUGGAGAUAGUACAUGAGACUUUAUUAACCUUCCCCUAACCGUGAAAAGGAAAUAUGACAUCUUUUAAGUGUUGGAACUCGGGUCAUCAGGUCUGUUGGUGACAUUGGAGUGUCAUCUUGUGGAGUUUCACUCUGUAGAAAAAGGCAGUGCUCUUAGGAAAAUCCCUAACCUAUUUAAAUGAUCUGUAGCCCAUUAAAGCUCUCAGAGAAUAGAGACUCAGAAAGCAGAUCUGUGAUGAUCAGUGUCUUUUUUGUUCCUGCUUUUGCCAAAAUGAAACUUACACCCUCACUGUAAAGGAUAUGUGAGAGUUUAACUGAUGAGAUAGCAGUUAAGAAGUUUUAAAUCUUGGUAGACGCAGUGAAGAAAACGUUUAUGCCCUACUGUCUGUAUGUGGCUCACAGAAUACUGUCUUUGGAUAAAGUGAUGAUUAUGAUAUUUCCUCAAAAGCCUCCCUUUGACAAACAUUUAUGAAACAGGGAGAUGAAUAAAUUUACUGAACCAA
This is a messenger RNA of Cheilinus undulatus (humphead wrasse), 2522 nucleotides long. RefSeq names its product GTP binding protein 4 (gene gtpbp4). Gene Ontology annotation, molecular function: RNA binding; GTPase activity; GTP binding. Gene Ontology annotation, cellular component: nucleolus. Lineage: Eukaryota; Metazoa; Chordata; Actinopteri; Labriformes; Labridae. Gene Ontology annotation, biological process: ribosomal large subunit biogenesis. The record is from RefSeq and is a predicted model, not a curated record. The transcript has 17 exons. Bases 78 to 1982 code for a protein of 634 amino acids.